Messenger RNA from Effrenium voratum, 1557 nucleotides. The record is from the annotation of a GenBank genome assembly. Lineage: Eukaryota; Dinophyceae; Suessiales; Symbiodiniaceae.
AUGUCUGUGCCUCGUGCGAAUGCGAGCCGCGGUUCACGCGGAGCACGCGGAGCUGGGCUCCGCCCCUGGCGCCUGGCGGCACUGGCCUGCUUCGCGGCGUCCGCUGCGCGCGCCUGGGUCGCGGGGCGGGCGGUCUCCGUGUCACAGCGGAUGGAGGUCCGACGAGAUGGCGUCGGCGGGCUGGGGUUCCGCGGCCUGAGGAGAAUGAGCCGGACAGGUUUGGCAGCCCUGCAGCCUGGUAGGUAUCGCGCCCUCACCAAGAUUCGCCUCCGAAAGGAGCCGGACGUGGCCUCGGAGCCCACGGGCGCCACGGUCAUCGCCGGGGAGGAGUUCGAGGUCUUCGAGGCAGUGGACGGAACGGGCGACCCAGGCUAUCUGAGACUGGCGGAGGGAUGGGUCUUUGACCAGGGCAUCGCCGGCCGGUGGCUGGGGAAGCCCAUUGUGGAGCCGGUGAACUUGGCGGCGCCGCCGGCGCCCGAAGCAGCGCCCGCGCCGGAGCCGGAGCCGGAGCCCGCGCCGGCGGAGGUCGCGGAAGCCGCGCCGGAGCCGGAAGCGGCACCCAUAGAGCCAGAGCCGGAAGCCGCGCCGGCGCCGGAAGCGGCGCCGGAGCCGGCGCCGGAGCCGGCGCCGGAGCCCAUCGCGGCGGAGGUGGAGGUUGUGGAGCCGGAGCCGGCGCUGGAGCCAGCCGUGGCAGUGGGUGUGGCGCAGGUGGAGACGGUGAGGCUGCCGGAUGAGCUCUUGGGCGCUGGCUUCGAGUUCGUGCGCCUGGAGGCGGACCAAACGCAGCAGCCACUCACCUUCAUGCUGGGCAACGGCUUUCCGGGCACCUGCUUGACCACGCGCGGGAGCCUUCUGCUGGACGUGCAGGGUGCGGAGUUCAAGGGCGGGUGGCUCUCGCAGGCUCAGGAGAAGAUGAAAGUGAACCUGGAGAACGUGCGCUUCCUCGGCACAGGCUCGCGGAUCGCAGACCUCAAAGACCUGCAGGUGAUGGACUUCCCCCAGGCCCAGCUGUGCGAGCAGCUGGGCAUCGAGGUGCACGGCAUCUUGGGCAUGCCCUUCUUCGAGGAGUACGAUCUGGAUCUGGACCGCUACCGGGCGCGGGCGGAGCUCUACCUGCCGGGAAACGCGGCCUCGCAAGGCUUCUACAGCGGGGUGAAGCACCUGCCGGGCAUCGAGCUGCCGCAGAAGAACCUGGGCCUGGCGGUGAAGGGCAUGGCCGUGGAUGAGGCCGAGGAGGACCCCAAGGCCUUCAUCGGCUUAGUGGACACCAGCGCCGCCCACACGGUGGUGAACUGGGAGGCGGCGAAGCUUCUGGGCUUCGAUGGCCCGGAGGACGGCCGCCUCGUCCAGGCCGCCAAGGUGCUCGCAGCUUCUGCGGAUGGCAGCGCCGAGGAGAUGCCGGUGGCAUUGGUCCGGCUCAGCCUGUGCAGCGCGCCGGAGGGAGUCAAGCCCAUGGUCCAGUCGGUCUCCAAGGCGGGUCGGCGAGCUGUCGCGCUCGCUCGCUUCGCGCUUCGGCCCACGGCCAGGGCCCAUGCCUCGACUUCCUGCGGCCUCUAG